AUGACGCUGCCCUCUUCUUCCGUCCCACCGCAAGUUCAUGAUCUUUCUGCCUCGCCUGACGCCCUGGAACACGCCCUUUCUGCGCUGACCCGGCUGCGGGGCAAUCUUCAAGGCGCCGACCGUUGCCUGGUGGCCGGGCGCCUAGAGCUGAUCCCUGGCUGGUUGGACUCCGAUGCAUCCGUCCGGGCGGCGCUGAGCCAGGCCGCGGCAGCCUGCGAGAAGGACAAGCAGGCCGCCGCCCAAGCCGCGGCUGCCCGCGAGGUGGCGCUAAAGGCCGGGGCCGCCCAGGAUUGCUGCCGGUCGCUGGAGGCCGAGCUGGAGACCAUGCACAACGAGCGCGCAGCCGAGGCUCGCGACCGCAAGGCAGAGGAAGAGAAGAUGAAGGCCUGGGAAUACGCGGUCAACGGUCGUGACGCCGAACUGGAGCAGUCGGCGAGGGCGCAAGCCGCAGAGCGCAACCGCUUGGAGGAGCUGGAGAAGAAGAUGGAGGUUGAGAAGACCCUGCUGGAGGCCAAGGCGAAGAUUCUUGCCGAGGACCGUGUGGCCUUCAAGUCCCUGGAGGAGAGAUCCCGCGAAGCGCCGCGGGCAAUCUAUGAGAAGGCCUUGGAGAAGCCGCCGUCGACGGACGACGAAGGCCCCGCCCAGCUGCUUCCUUGUCUUGUCGAGGCGCUCGAGGGCGUCGUCGACGGGAUCGGCCCCAUGGUGGAAGCCCUGUUGAAGAAGUUCCUCGCCAUCGAGCCUGCGCUUCCAACCGAUGGCCCUGUCAAUCCUGUGGCCGAGGCCAACGACACGACUGACGGUGCCGCUGCCGGCGGGAAGGCGCUCCCUGACGACGACGCCCGAGGCUGA
Messenger RNA from Aegilops tauschii subsp. strangulata, 849 nucleotides. The record is from RefSeq and is a predicted model, not a curated record. NCBI's taxonomy places the organism in Eukaryota, Viridiplantae, Streptophyta, Magnoliopsida, Poales, Poaceae.